Molecule: messenger RNA, 762 nt
Organism: Medioppia subpectinata
Lineage: Eukaryota; Metazoa; Arthropoda; Arachnida; Sarcoptiformes; Oppiidae
Source: the annotation of a GenBank genome assembly
AUGAAAUUAUAUUAUUUAGAGAAGUUUGGUAUAGAGGAGUUUUACUGUACACAUGCUAUAUUGGGGAAGUACUGGUUGUACGCCACCCAACCCCUGGCCAAUUUAAAACUGAUACAAAUGAUGGCAACUGUGCGACCAUUUGAGUGUAUAAAUGUGAAAACAAUUACAGUUAUGUCCGAACAGUCCGUCCGUUUCUCCAAAAGUGAUUCCAAAAUCAUGACUGAAGUCUCCAAUAAUCCAAACAAUGAAGCGCCUCUCAAGAGUGGCGGCUCAUUGGAUGCUAAUGUAUACGCAACUAAAAAGACAAUUGCCCAGGGUAUGCUAGACGUCGCCCUCUUAACAGCUAAUGCCAGUCAAUUAAAAUAUUGUCUCCAAUUGGGCAAAAAGAGCCAAUUCUACUAUCUUAUGGUCACUUUAAUAAGCACUUCCAUUGUAUUACAGAUAGGAUUAGGUGCGGCUAUAGUAAUGAAGUCCAGAUACAACAUCAAUAAAGACCAUCACCACAGAACUGCUAUUAUGGCCACUCUAUUAAUUGGUGGAAUAUUCGUGAUGGUCGGUUACAUCAACUUUAAUGAUGAGCGCAGACAACGAAAUUUAAAUCUAAUGAAUAACUCGGCCACCAUUUUUAUAGGAUUAGGUGCGGCUAUAAUAAUGAAGUCCAGAUACAACAUCAAUAAAGACCAUCACCACAGAAGUGCAAACUUUGAUUCAAACGUCAAAUGCCUUAUAACGGGUUUAGCCUUAUACCCUAACGACUUGUAA